UAUGAAUUUAUUGGUGAUGAUUUAUAAAAAUGGGGCCGCUUGUUUCUUAUCAUAAGAAAUUUUUGUUAUUUGUAUAUCAAAUUAUUUUAUUUUCAUUAGUAACACAAUGUUAUUCUAACGAAAUUCUUGGUUGUGGUGGAUUUGUAAAAAGUCACGUUAGCUUAGAUUUUUCUAAAAUAGAAAUAGGCCUAUACACUAAAGAAGGAAUUCUCAAAGAAAAAACAGAAUGCGCUCCGACAAAUGGGUACUAUUUUCUACCUAUGUACGAGCACGGGGAAUAUGUUUUAAAGGUUCACCCUCCAGCUGGAUGGAGCUUUGAGCCUUCAGAAGUAGAGUUAGUGGUCAAUGGUGAAACAGACCAAUGUUCUAAUGGACAAGAUAUAAACUUUGCUUUUAAUGGAUUUGGUAUAACGGGUCGCGUGAUAACAGCUGGCCAGAGUACUGGGCCGAGUGGUAUAACGGUCCAGUUGGUGGACAAUAAUGGGCAAGUCAGAGAGACAAUCUCAUCUACAGGUGGAGAUUUUCACUUCACCCCUGUGAUCCCCGGAAAGUACACACUUAAAGCAUCACAUCCAAAAUGGAAGUUGGAGCCAGCUAAAGCAGUGGUGCAGGUGAAGGAGGGGAACACUGCACUGCCUGUGGGGGUACUUGCAGUUAAGGGUUAUGAAGUGGUGGGCUCGGUGUCUUCAUUUGGUAGCCCUAUUGAAGGAAUAUAUGUCUUGUUGUACUCUAAAGUGGAGAGACAGAAGUUCCGUGUAGAAGGUUGCAACACCGCACUACUGCAAGGUGUCCCAGACUCUCCAAUAUGUCACUCUGUGACAGACGCAUCUGGAGAGUUUCAAUUUGGUUUGGUUCCGGCUGGAGAGUAUAAAUUGUUGGCUCUGUCCAAGCCCCCUGGACAAGCCACCAUCAGCUACAACAUUCAGCCAGAUAAUGUCCCAUUUACUGUGAAGCAUGACAAUAUUUACAUCAAAAAUGCUUUUGAAGUAAGUAACUUAAAAGUAAUUUUAAGGAAGUAG
Papilio polytes (common Mormon) is the source of this 1019-nucleotide messenger RNA. RefSeq names its product nodal modulator 1. Gene Ontology annotation, cellular component: endoplasmic reticulum membrane. The coding region runs from base 30 to 1019 and encodes 329 amino acids. NCBI's taxonomy places the organism in Eukaryota, Metazoa, Arthropoda, Insecta, Lepidoptera, Papilionidae. The record is from RefSeq and is a predicted model, not a curated record. The transcript has 4 exons.